CCGGACCAGUUCGAUACAACGCUCGCUCAACCUGACCGCUUUGUACCAUCUGACCGGUUCCUCGUCGCUCAGCCCGGUGGUCAUUGGCAGCGUCCUGGGCUACUCCGGCGCAGGCCAGCAUGGCCGGCCCGCUGCGUCCACAUAACGCGCUUCCAGAAGACUUGGUUGGGCUCGGCGCUUGCCGUGGCCGCCCUUGUGGGCAGCCAGUUGAGCGGCUUCCUCAUCGAGCGCUUCGGACGCAUGCAGCCCAUCCAGCCCUCCAUGGCGGCCUGCAGCGACCACAUAACGCCUUCCCAGGGAACUUGGUUGGGAUCGGGGCUCGCCGUGGCCGCCGUCGAGGGCAGCCUGGUGAGCGGCUUCCUCAUCGAGCGCUUGGGACGCGUGAGGUCCAUCCAGGUGUCGUCGCUGGGGUUCAUGGGCGGCCUCCUCUGCACCGCGCUGUGCAACGCCAGCCUUCCGUGGAUGUUCGCGGGUCUCGUGCUCACCGGCUUCUGCUGCGGCCUCGUCUCGCUCGCGGUUCCCGUUUGGCCAUCACGCUGGACGUGCUGGUCGCCUUCGUCGACGGCAAGUGGCUCGACUGGCUGGCCCCGCUCUGCUGAGUGCCGUGCGCCCCGUGCUCAUGGCCGUCUCCACGGGGUUCGCCAUCGAGUCCGCCAGCUGGCAGGUGAACCACGGCCGACGCGACGAGGCGCUCGACGCUCUGCAAUUCCUGUGCGGGCCAGCGUUCUGCGCCGAAGCCGAGUGCCUUAUCAACGGGACAUCUUGCUUCAUCAGCCAGCAGGAUCGGUGAAUUCGGCCGCUGACUGCACGAUUACGGUGAGCGUGGUGCGAGUAAUCUCGUCGCUCGCAGCAUCGCUGCUCAUACACCGCGCAAGUCGCCGCUGCCUCAUCCUUGCCUCGUCUCUUAUUGUGACGACCAGCCUGACGGUGUUGGGCUUCUUCUACUAUUACAAGGACAUGGACAAUGGAGAAUUCCGCCAAUUCCAUCCUUAUGUGCCGCUCGCGUCGCUCACGGCGUAUAUGUAUACGUAUGGGUGACAAGGCCUUUAUCAUGCAGGCAAAUGUGCUGCUUUUAGCUUUGCCAUCCAAGAACUUCCAUGUCUCCGAAGCAAUACUAGAUAAAUAAAAAAAAUUUUAAAC
This is a messenger RNA of Dermacentor albipictus, 1140 nucleotides long. Lineage: Eukaryota; Metazoa; Arthropoda; Arachnida; Ixodida; Ixodidae. The record is from RefSeq and is a predicted model, not a curated record.